This is a messenger RNA of Linnemannia hyalina, 855 nucleotides long. Lineage: Eukaryota; Fungi; Mortierellomycota; Mortierellomycetes; Mortierellales; Mortierellaceae. The record is from the annotation of a GenBank genome assembly.
AUGUUGACUGAUCAGCAAUUUCAAGAGUGCCUCGCUGAGUUGAAGGUGCCCAGAGUCGACAGCUGGGAGCUCUUCCUGGAUCACCACGGCUUCAAGGUCUACCGCAAGGCCUUGCCCAACACUGCCCUCUACGAAUAUAAGGCCCUUGGCCACUAUCCCGAUGUCCCUGCCAAGCUCCUCGCCGACGUCUUCACCGAUCUGGAGUACCGUAUGACCUGGGACAAGAACAUGGUUGGUUUCAAGAAGCUCGACCACGGCGUCAUCCACUACACCACAAAGUUCCCUUGGCCAUUGUCACCCCGUGAGUACUUUUACGAGCAGACGACCCAUGAGCCCAAGCCGAACCAUUUCUGCGUCAGCUCGCAGACUGUCGGCAAGACCAGGGCUACCGAUGGAACCCUCCAAAACUUUUACAGCUCCAACAACUACAAGUCCAUGGUCACGCUUGUUCCAUCAUCGUCAUACUCUACACCAUCGUCUGGUGGUGCGUCUUCGCUCCUGGCUGUGCCUGGCCUUUCCGGUGCAGCUGCGUCGUCCAUCUCCUUGCCUACGCCUGGAUCAGAAUCGGACAGCAAGGUCUUCAAGCUUCCCCCUCCCAACAAGUCUGUGCGUGUAGAAGAAUAUCGUCAGGAUGUGGUCAUGAUCCCCUCCGAGGACGACAAGGGAUGCUAUGUUUGGUUUGGCUACUUUGAUGAUCCCAAGGGCCAUAUCCCAUCGUCCAUUGUCAACUGGGCCACCAAGUCCGGCAUCCCAGGCUUCUUGAAGGGGAUUCAGGAUGCGUGCCUCAGGAGAGCAGCAACUGCUGGACCCGUCCGGGACAGACCCGCCACACCCGACAGUGGAAUUGAGGCGUAA